GUAAGCUUGUUGAUAUGAUAGCAGAGGGGCAGGAGGGCCCAACAACCAUCCACCAGCACCAUAACAAUACAGGAACAGAGUCUAACAGCAAACCGAGCACCAUCAAGAGUUCGCUCCUGAUAUAGUUAACAACUUCCUCUACCCGCAUUCCACAAUAGCCGUCCGGAACCAUGUCUUCGGAAAAGGGUCUCCAAAAGUUCUCCCUAGCCUACCUCUCCCACCUCGCAUCCUCCGAAACACCCCCGACCAUUGUCGAGGCGCUCGCAGAUCUGGAAACAGAAGCAGCUUUAACUCCCUUCUCAUCAGACUCUGCCAUCCUUCUAUCAAACUUCUACAGCAUCUACUUCUUCGCCCUCUUCCUUUGCGAUGACUUGUAGCCCCCCCCCCAGUUUCCACAUGGAUAUAACGUGAACUAACACAAAGCGCCUCGGAACCAGAAAUGAAGCACGCUUCCUUAGCAAGCGUAUCCCCCUACCAGCACUCCAAUCGGACCCGCUGCUGAUCAGCACAUACACGCUCCUUCGCUUCCUCUACACCAGGAACUACGCCGAGACAUACACCGUUAUCGAUUCCGCUCCUUGGUCCGAACAUGUCAGCCCUCUUGUCUUCCGCUUCAAGGACUAUUAUCGACAGAAGACGGCGGUAUUGCUGUCCAAGGCAUACUCGAGUAUUUCUCCGGUUCACGCGGCCGUUUACCUGGGCUUUAAGGGUGACGAAACCGGGUUGCAGGAGUAUGUUGCAGAGAGGGGGUGGUUGCUGGAUGAGAGUGGGCUUUUGAAGCCCGCGCCUACGGAGGUUGAGGAAGGGGGGAUGGAUACUGACGCUGAGGGCAAUGACAUGAGGAUUGCGAUAUUGUCUGGGCUCGUUACCCACUUGACGGAGGUUUAGGGUGGAGACGGAGAGAUAAAGGGGAAAGGUUAUAAGUAGGGGUGAAUUGUAAUUAGGAGAUGGCUGGUUAAGCUGGGUCCUAGACAAAACCUUUUUCCAACUUUAGUUUUAAUGAACCGCUGACGAAAUCCCUCCUUUUUUGGUUGUUGUGAACCCUUGGAACAGUACCUAUAAUAUCAUACAGUACGACACCGUUAUAGCAUACGCCAACACCAAACCCCCCAACCAAAUGCCCACGGGAAAAAAAAAAAAACUCCAACACCAAUGUAUACGGUACAGUACAG
This is a messenger RNA of Tuber aestivum (summer truffle), 1172 nucleotides long. NCBI's taxonomy places the organism in Eukaryota, Fungi, Ascomycota, Pezizomycetes, Pezizales, Tuberaceae. The record is from the annotation of a GenBank genome assembly.